CACGCUUCCGCCAUCCUCAGGAUUCUUGUGCAGUCCUUGUAUUGUCUUUUUCAUCGCUCCUAAUAUUUCGCUCAGGACAUUCCACACGAACUGUUAGAAGCGUCAUAUCGUCCAAGUUUCGAGCAGAUAGUGUGAUCGGCAAUCUUUGAGUCAAAGGAAGCAGACUAGACUAAGAAAGAGUUAUUUGUCUACAGAAAGACACCAUGUCAGACAUGGACGCGGCCCUUCAUGCAGCGCGAGACAGGCAGUUGAAUGGUGGCACAUCAGGAAGCACCACGAAGCUUAACCCCACUCCAGACUCUGGAUCCCGGUACGAUAAGCCUAUCGUCGCCGCGCAACAGGACGGUCUACCAAUAAUCGACAUCUCAGCUUUCCUAGAUCCUUCAUCCUCGAAGGAUGCACGAUCUACGACUGCUAAAGCCAUUAGCGCCGCUUGCGUGAACUAUGGCUUCUUCUAUCUUACAGGGCAUGGCAUACCAACUACAAAGCUCGAUGAAGUCAUCAGCCUUGCACGCGACUUCUUCGCCUUACCAUUAGAAGAGAAGAACAAAAUCAAGCGCUUUGAUGCUGGUAGUCCGGAAGGAGGAGAUGGCGCACGGGGUUACCAGGGGCUCGGCGAAAACGUGACGGGCGGCCUACAAGACAUGCAAGAAGCCAUCGACUGGUACCGCGACUGGCCAGCAGAGAAGCGAGAGCCCGGAGACGGAGGACCAGGUAGCGUGAAGAGUCUCCAGGGCACCAAUCUAUGGCCUGAGCAACCGAAAGAGCUCAAGCCUGUAUACACAGACUACAUUGAGCAAGUCAAGAAAGUCGGCGAAGCCCUUGUCCACGCCAUGGGCGUAGCUCUAGACCUUGGGUCAUCUAAAUCAAACGCGACGCAAAGCACAGAAGACGAAGAACUUUUUGUGCGAAACUGCGACGAGUCCUUCUGGGUAAUGCGCAUGAUCGGUUAUCCUCCCUUGACGACCCCUCACACGCCUGGUAACGACAUCGAACAAUUCUCCUGCGGCGCCCAUACAGACUAUGGCUGCGUAACGCUCCUCCUCACGGAUCCUACGCCCGGCGCUCUCCAAGUCCAGCUCAAAGACGGGACUUGGCUCAAUGCCGAUCCUAUACCAGGAGCGUUUGUGGUGAACAUUGGGGAUAUGAUUGAGCGGUGGACGAACGGACUUUGGAAGAGCACGAUGCAUAGGGUCAUUCAUAGGGGACAGCAGUACAGGAUUAGCGUGCCGUUCUUCUAUGAGCCGAAUUUUGAUGCUGUGGUUCGGCCGUUGGAGAAGUGUGUGGAGGAGAGUGGGAAGAAGCUGAUACAUCAGGGGAGCACGUAUGGGGAACAUCUUUUGACCAAAGUGUUUAGCAAUUUCUACUACAGUAAGAGGACGGAUUGGUAAGAACGGGAGGAGAAUGACGUGGUGAGCAAGAGAAAUCUGUGUUUGCAAUUGUAUUCUCACCUUCACUCGCGGUUUUGGGGUCACGCUCACCUCUGAAUCAGAGAUCUCACGCUCCACAUAAUUCGUCUUCCAGCGUGCUACUUCGUGCUUCCUUAUCCAACCCUCUACCCGUAUCUACAUUCACAUACCACACAAACAUACAACUGCCUCCACAA
Messenger RNA from Alternaria alternata, 1606 nucleotides. Its product is annotated as Clavaminate synthase-like protein. Lineage: Eukaryota; Fungi; Ascomycota; Dothideomycetes; Pleosporales; Pleosporaceae. Bases 204 to 1391 code for a protein of 395 amino acids. Gene Ontology annotation, molecular function: dioxygenase activity. The record is from RefSeq and is a predicted model, not a curated record. The transcript has a single exon.